UUUGUUACUUACCUGAUUUAGUGCAGGCAACUAACAAUGAUUUGUUUCUGUAUGUUAUAUCCAGAUGAAGCUGUCACUGUUGUUGGUGUUUGCUCUGCUGGCUCUGUCCUCAGCCAGUUCUCUGGACACUGGGAACACAGAGGACAGAAAUGGAGGCAGCCCUGAACUCACCGCUGUUGCAAAGUUAAGACAGAAGAGGCAGGUUCAGUCUUCCUCCAUUGCAUCUCAUGAUGGCUCUAACCUGCAGUGGGUGACCUGGGACAACUCUCUCCCAAAUGAUGCUGUUUCAAUUUACAACGACUACGCUGAUCGCAUUGACUAUAUCUGCAAACACAAAUGUGAGGCUGGGUUUUAUACCCCCAGUGAAGGUCCUUAUUGUCACUAUGCAAACAAAACAAAAACCUAUCGUGGUUCCCCUUUUGAGAUCCUGGUGAACAAAGACAACUUUGAGAUCCUGGAGUGGAAGGACGAUUCAUAUGGUUCAGUGCCCAAGGAUUCAGUCAGGACCUGCCCUGGAGAGGACACAUAUGUAGGAAUGAACAAAUAUGGACUUGGGAAGGUGUCUACUAAAGAGAAAGUCUUCUACUUGCCUUGGAAGGGUUCUGAAUAUAACUACAAGUCCUAUCAGGUCCUGACUACUAAUGAGAAUAUAAUCAGCCAGAAGAUCUACAAUGUUAAGUACAACACUGAUGAGUCUAAAAUCAUCCAGUAUCCUCCAGAGACCAUGCAUGAAACAGCCAUCAGCAACUCUGAAUGCCACCCAGUAUUGAAAAGAGAUUCCCUCUCAAAGACAUAUCAGGAGGAGAACAGGUGGAACACCGGCUUUUCUAUCAAAGCUGGUGUUGAGACGACCAUCAUUGCUAGCACCCCCUUGAUCUUCUCGAGAGGGAUUGAUUUUGGUGCAGAGAAGACGUUACAGUUCUUCGGAGGACACACAGUGGUAGACACCAUCACUGAUACUGUCUCUCUGGACCUCACCGCCCCACCAAACCACCACUGUGUGGUUAAAAUGGUGCAGUAUAAGCAGAAAGUUGACAUCCCAUUCACAGCACACCUCAGCCGCACCUACAGUAACGGAGAGGUCCACACAACGCUCAUCACUGGGACAUAUGACAGCAUUCGGGUUCGAGAAGUCCGGGCCGUGGUGGACAGAUGUGAACCUCUGGACGCCAAGCCUUGCAAAGCCCCAAAUGACAUCUGAUAUUAUGUAUCAUAUAACGUGCUGCAAUCGUGUGAGACACAACAUGGGUAAUACCCCGACCAUACACACACACACACAUUUGUUUGUCCAAACUCAUGGACAUAAUGCAUUCCCUAUCCUAAAAACCUAAAACCAAGUCUUAACCCUCAAAAAGCAGUUUGUACCCAUGGGGAUCUCAAUUUUGGUCCCCACAAUGACAGCAAGUCCCCCAGUGUGUAUUCAGGUUUAGAGUCCCCACUAGGCAAUAAUAAAACGCACACACACACAAGUUUAUUUGCAAAGAAUCUGAGAACAGAACAACUGACAUUUAUAGCAUCCUGUUUUUGUACCCAUUUCCCAUUACAAUCCCCUGAGAGACUGGUUAAUGACAUCUAUUAUUUUUUAUCAGUCCUUAUCAACCCCACUCCCUGCUCCUUGCACAUAGAGGCUUCUCCUCUCACACACUUGAACGCAGGCAUGAUUCACACAUAUUCACACACCAACACUUAGGCACAUUCACUAUAGAAUAUAAGUGGAAAAAGAUGUAUUAGUACUGAAAUAAGUUCCACUGAAAAUAAAAUAAAAGCAUAAAAAAAUAAAAUUUUCCAAUCUUA
This is a messenger RNA of Lates calcarifer (barramundi perch), 1794 nucleotides long. Its product is annotated as natterin-3. The transcript has 3 exons. The record is from RefSeq and is a predicted model, not a curated record. NCBI's taxonomy places the organism in Eukaryota, Metazoa, Chordata, Actinopteri, Centropomidae. Bases 65 to 1201 code for a protein of 378 amino acids.